Messenger RNA from Pundamilia nyererei, 3682 nucleotides. RefSeq names its product fragile X messenger ribonucleoprotein 1 (gene fmr1). The record is from RefSeq and is a predicted model, not a curated record. NCBI's taxonomy places the organism in Eukaryota, Metazoa, Chordata, Actinopteri, Cichliformes, Cichlidae. Gene Ontology annotation, biological process: positive regulation of translation; mRNA transport; positive regulation of long-term neuronal synaptic plasticity. Bases 375 to 2177 code for a protein of 600 amino acids. Gene Ontology annotation, cellular component: nucleus; cytoplasmic stress granule; neuron projection. Gene Ontology annotation, molecular function: translation regulator activity; mRNA 3'-UTR binding. The transcript has 15 exons.
CCUCAGUUUUCAGUAGAGGAAGAAAGCGGAGACGUCACAUGGAGAGAUACAACAGCAGUAGCUGCUACACCACUAAUCACACAACAUUAACAUAACUAGCUACUAAAAGCUAACCUGGCUAGCUAAUUGUUUCGUCUUCUUCAUGCAGUCGGAUUUGCAAAUUUGCAAGAAACAAAAUUCAUAGACGGUGCAAAACGGAAAACAAUAUUACGGUCACACACAGCUACCGUGGCCUCUUCUUGCAUCCAGUAGGCAGGGUAUUUAGGCUAGCUAGCGACUCUGCCUUGGCUAGCGUCAGGCUAGCCAGCUAGCUAGCUAGCUACUAACAUCGCUAUCGGUAGUUAGCUAGCUAGCGAGCUGUAGUAACUUACGUCAUGGAGGAACUAGUCGUGGAAGUAAGAGGGACAAGUGGGGCUUUUUAUAAGGGCUUUGUAAAGGAUGUUCACGAAGGAUCUGUCAUGGUAGCAUUUGAAAACAACUGGCAGCCGGAGCGGCAGAUCCCAUUCCAGGAUGUGCGCUUUCCUCCUCCAACAGGGUUCUGCAAGGAGAUCAGUGAGAGCGAUGAGGUCGAGGUGUAUUCUAGGGCGAAUGACAAAGAGCCAUGUGGAUGGUGGCUAGCCAAGGUUCGCAUGGUCAAAGGGGAGUUUUAUGUAAUAGAGUACGCCGCAUGUGAAGCCACAUUAAAUGAGAUAGUGACGCUGGAGAGGUUACGGCCGGUCAACCCGAAUAAACCAGCCACCAAAAACACCUUCAUUAAGAUCCGACUGGAUGUACCCGAAGAUCUACGGCAAAUGUGCUCCAAGGAAUCAGCACACAAAGACUUCAAAAAGGCUGUGGGAGGGUUCAGUGUCACCUACGACUCAGAGAAAAAGCAGCUGGUCAUUUUGUCGGUGAAUGAGGUCACAACAAAGCGGGCCAAUAUGAUGAGCGACAUGCACUUCAGGAGCCUCCGCACCAAGCUGUCUCUAAUGCUGAGGAACGAAGAGGCCAGCCGACAGCUGGAGAGCUCCAGACAGCUGGCGUCUCGGUUUCAUGAACAGUUUGCUGUUCGGGACGAUUUAAUGGGUCUCGCCAUCGGGACUCACGGGGCCAACAUUCAGCAGGCGCGUAAAGUUCCUGGAGUCACUAACAUAGACCUGGACGAAGAGACCUGCACCUUCCACAUAUACGGAGAGGACCAGGAUGCUGUCCGUAUAGCCAGAAGUUUCCUGGAGUUUUCCGAAGAUAUCAUCAAAGUUCCCCGGAACUUAGUAGGGAAGGUGAUUGGCAAGAACGGCAAGCUGAUUCAGGAGGUGGUUGACAAGUCCGGUGUGGUUCGGGUUCGUAUUGAGCCUGAGAACGACAAAAAACCAUCAGCGGCAGCGGCAGCAGCUGCUGAUGAGGGAAUGGUGCCAUUUGUGUUUGUGGGAACCAAGGAAAGCAUCUCCAAUGCAACAGUACUACUAGACUAUCACCUCAACUACCUUAAGGAGGUGGACCAGUUGCGACUGGAGCGUCUGCAGAUCGAUGAGCAGCUGAGACAGAUAGGCGGUGGAGGCGGAGGGGGGGGGACAGGGCCCCGAAACCCUAAAGACAAAACCUACGUGUUCGAUAAUGGAAUGGGGCUCGGGAUGGGCCGAGGAGGGGGAGGAGGAAAGCCCUAUGGAGGAGGGGGAAGAGGUGGACGAGGGCGGAGAGGAGGAGGAGCUGCUUUUGCCUCAGGCACCAACUCUGAGGCAUCCAACGCUUCAGAGACAGAGUCAGACCACAGAGACGAGCUCAGUGAUUGGUCGCUGGCCCCCACAGAGGAGCUAAUGACAGGAGGUGGGACCCUGCCCAGACGGACAGAUGGGAGGAAGAGAGGAGGCGGCGGUGGGCUGAGGGGACGAGGAGGGAGAGGAAGAGGAGGGGGAGGAUAUAAAGGUGAAGACAUGCAGUGGAACGAGCCGAGAACUCGUCACAUCAGAGACUCAAAGACAAGAGGCCAAGAAGACACUCUGCAGAUUCGUGUGGACGGGAACAACGAGCGUAGCGUGCAGCACUCCUCAGGUGGCCGAGGCGGUCCGUCCUCGUCCCAGGGCAGUCUCAGUGGCAGCGGCGAGGGACAGCCCCGCCAUCAUCAUCAGAGACCUACUAGAGACAGAGGGAUGAAGAAGGAGAAACAGGACGCUCCCGCGCUGGUGAACGGAGUGUCGUAGAUACCCCACUGGAGGACCUUCUCACUUAGACACACACACACAGGCAACUCAUCACAGAACAUCGUAGAGUCUCAGUCUCUGCUUUUUCUUUUCUGUCUCUGUCUAACACAAGAAUACACAUAUUUCCAUCAGCAUGGAAGUGUUUACAGUAGUGAAGUCUUAGGCUGGAGGUGAUCUUGUAUCUGCUGGUCUGGUCUGUUCUUGACUGGUGUUGUAUCUCCUGCGCAUUCUCUGGAUGAAAGAAGAGGAGGAAUUAGACUAAAGCUCAUCUCACAAACAACCAUUAACACCAAACAUACUCGUGCCCCACUAAACCAACAUAGUUUGUUUACUGAUGCUCCAUUUGGACUUGCUAAUGUGAGAGAAAAAAAUGAGGCAAAAGAAAUCAUUGGCCGUUGGGAAUCAAAGAUUUGCAGCCACUGGAGAAAGCAGGAUGGAAUAUGUGCCCUCGCUCCCUGAAAAGCACACUUUUAGGAGGUGGCUUCAGUUUUUUCGGCAGGUCUAAAUUUUAUUUUUGGUUUUGUGAAAUCUCCAACACAUCCUUUAUAAUGGAACUGUUUUAUCCAGAGAAGCGAGUCUCUGUGGGAAAUCAGCUCUAUUAUUCCACAGAGACUUUUGAGGUUAACUAUCAAUUUAAACACAUCUUUUCAAUAAGGGGCAGAAACGUUUCGGUGUCACCCAAAUGACAUGCAAUCCUAUGGGGAUUCAGACUGGAAGAUGAUGUUUGUAGAGGGCACUUUAUGGACUUUCUUUCUUUCUCUCUUUCUUUCUAACGUAGUUAUUGUUUCUUUCUUCUUUUUCUUUUUUUUUCAACAUUUAAAAGCAUCCAUGUUUCAGAAUGAAAUGCAAACGGGGAGGCAUGAGCUCUGAAGUCACCUGUGUUUUGUUUCCCGUUGCCUUGAUAUUCAGAUUCAGUAAAACUUAUCGAAACGUACAAAUGGAGAGACAUAAAUCUGAGGCACACUGAUGCACAUAAACUGCUUAAACACAGCGACUCCCAUGAGUUUGUGUCAGGGUACAUAUUGUUAUGAACUGUUCUCCUUUCCAAAGGAAGGUUACACUCCUGUACAAUGACCAGAAAUGCAUUAUUCCUGCGUGUUUACAAUUAGUCUACCAUAAACACUCCACAUGUGUGCAGUGGUGUUAGUCCACAGUGAGGGACUAAGCUCCCUGAACUCAUUCAUCUCAUCUGUAAAGAGCUGUCAGCAGGAAUCACCAUCCUAUACCACUCUUCAUCUUCUUCAGUGAAGGGUGCAGACUGAAGCUAGGCGUAUUUUGGUUAGGUCCACGUAAACCUGGAUUGAUGCCCGUUAAAGUCAUUUCCUUUGCUUUCAGACAAGCAGGAUGCAUUUAGAGCAGCUAACUCCUGUCGCACCACUUUGUUUUUCUUAAUUUAUGAAACUCUUUGUAUUUAACUUUGCCAUGACAAACUUAUUUGAAGUGUAACUGUAGAGGACAUGACAGACUGUUGAGUUUUUCCUUGACAAAAUAAAAAUUUGGCCUAA